Messenger RNA from Apaloderma vittatum (bar-tailed trogon), 1476 nucleotides. Its product is annotated as tyrosine-protein kinase Srms-like. The record is from RefSeq and is a predicted model, not a curated record. Lineage: Eukaryota; Metazoa; Chordata; Aves; Trogoniformes; Trogonidae. Gene Ontology annotation, biological process: cell differentiation; cell surface receptor protein tyrosine kinase signaling pathway; protein phosphorylation. The coding region runs from base 1 to 1476 and encodes 491 amino acids. Gene Ontology annotation, cellular component: extrinsic component of cytoplasmic side of plasma membrane. Gene Ontology annotation, molecular function: non-membrane spanning protein tyrosine kinase activity; ATP binding; signaling receptor binding. The transcript has 8 exons.
AUGGAGCAGUUUGUCCGGAAGCGUUUGACUUUCCUGACGUCCUUCUGGAACAAGCUCCGUCCUCGCUCUGUGCCGGAUAGCUGCUCGCUGGCUUAUCUUGGUUCCGAUUCCGUCUCGCUGCACUCGGAGCAGAGCUCCGUCUCCUUCAUCCCCAAGUCCUCCCUCUUCAUCGCUUUAUACGCUUUCACAGCCCGCAGCGCGGAGGAACUGAGCGUAAGUGCGGGCGACAAGCUGCGUGUCCUCCGAGAAGAAGGAGACUAUGUCUUAGCCCGGCGGCUGCUGGGGGAGCCGGCCAUGGGCUACGUCCCCGCUGCCUACGUGGCCAACCUCAGCCAGGGCACCUCGGCUCACCGCCCCUGGUACUUCAGCAAAAUCAGCCGAAAUGAAGCUGAGCAGCUCCUCCUCUCGCCUCCCAACCAGCACGGCUCCUUCCUCGUCCGGGACAGCGAGAGCAGCAAGGGUGAAUAUUCUCUCUCAGUGCGCAACCAGGCAAAGGUCAGCCACUUCCGAAUCUGCAAGAGCCCCGGCGGCAGCCUCUACAUCCAGAAGGGACAUCCCUUCCCCGACAUGGAGGAGCUCCUCGCCUUCUACACUGAGCACUGGAAAGUCAUCCAGAGCCCCUUGCUGCAGCCCUGCAGCCCCGCGACUCCCCCUGAGAGGGAUGGCUGGGAGCGCCCACGCUGGGAGUUCACCCUCCGGAAGAAGCUGGGCGAGGGCUACUUCGGAGAGGUGUGGGAAGGACUGUGGAGGAACACGGUGCCGGUGGCCAUCAAGAUCAUAAAAGCUGACAUGAAGGCAGAAGACUUCACCAAGGAGAUUCAGAACCUGAAGCGCUUGAGGCAUGAGAAGCUGAUCCAGCUGCACGCCGUCUGCUCGCUGGAUGAGCCUGUGUACAUCAUCACAGAGCUCAUGAGGAAAGGCAACCUCCACAGCUACCUCAACAGUCCUGAAGGGAAGUCCCUGGGUACCUCCCACCUGCUCAACAUCGCCUGCCAAGUAGCGGAUGGGAUGAGGUACUUGGAGGAGAAGCACAUUGUCCACCGGGAUCUGGCAGCCAGAAACAUCCUCGUGGGAGAGGAACUCACCUGCAAAAUCGCCGAUUUUGGACUUGCCCGGCUCCUCAAGGAUGACAUUUAUUCCACCAGCAGCAGCACCAAAAUCCCGGUGAAGUGGACAGCCCCGGAGGCAGCCAACUACCGCACCUACUCCCUCAAGUCCGAUGUCUGGUCCUAUGGGAUUCUGCUCUACGAAGUCUUCACGUAUGGACAGAUCCCGUAUGAAGGAAUGACGAACCAAGAAACUGUACGGCAAAUCACCAGGGGAUACCGCCUUCCCCGGCCCAGCUCCUGCCCUCCUGAGAUCUACAGCAUCAUGCUGGAGUGCUGGAGUGGUAACACAGAGGAGCGUCCUACCUUCCUGGCCCUGCGGGAGAAGCUGGGCUUCAUCUACAGACGGCUGCUCAGCUCCCUCUCCUGA